Molecule: messenger RNA, 351 nt
Organism: Penicillium samsonianum
Lineage: Eukaryota; Fungi; Ascomycota; Eurotiomycetes; Eurotiales; Aspergillaceae
Exons: 1
Coding region: 1-351 (116 amino acids)
Source: RefSeq, a predicted model, not a curated record
AUGCUCCAUGACAGCAAUGGAAAAGAGUUGCUGGAUAUGAUCAACAGUCAUCUCAAGGAAAUUUUACCGCUCAGAAAUAUUGUCAUUCAAAUUCAUGUCUUCGAUGACCAAUAUGUCGCAGAUGAUUUCAUAACGGGGAUACAUGACUUUGAAUGGAAGUUGGAAUUUAGAGAGCGAAAGAGGGAAAAGGAAAUUUUCUUUGAUGAACGUGGGGUCGCGUUUGACAAUGAAGAGGACCUUUCUCAACGCAUGUACGAAAUUGAGCGGGAGGAGGAAGAAGAAUUCUGGAGAGAGGAAUAUUGGAGAAGAAGGCAAGACCCGUUUUGGAAGAAUGAUUCGGAUUUCGAUUAA